UUAAGUGCUCUCGGUAGUAAAUUAGGUAGUUGAGAUACCAAGGUAACGACCAACGCUGUUAGUCAUAAUAGGGCGGAGUUAUUAUUGUUAAUAACUGUCUUUUGGUUAGUGCGUAGCUUUUUGUACUGCGGGUCUUGAUCUGUUGAUGCCGUGACUUGGAUUUUUUCGAACCGUCUGGAGCUACCUCAUCAGAAAAAUCACCUUAUUGGGCAGUCUGACAGUAUUCUGUCUGGUUUAUUUCUGUUGCGUUAGUUUACAACUGCAGCUUGCUUUUUGGAAUUUUCAGUCUUGGCAGAGCUCAGGUUUCCCCAGAAUUAAAGCAGACAUGAUUGACACAGUCCAGAUACGCCGUCGAGGAGCAAUGGAUUUUCAGGCUCAUUAUGACUACCUUUGUGCUCUUCAAGACACUGUACCAGUACCAGCUGUAAAAGCUAGUUUGAAUCAAGAUAUCCUGGAUAUAACUGGAGACAGGCUGCGAGUGGCUGACUGGGCACCCAUUUUAAAUACACUUAGUAUCAACAAACAUUUGCAUUUUGUUGCUGUGAGAAGUUUUCAUCAGCCUGGCCUUGGAGAUUCAGAAAGGUGUAAAGCACAUUUUAAAAGAAGAACUCCAGCAGUUCGAUCAAAGGACAUUACUUUUCGAUUAUGCAAAGCAGUCAGAGACUGUUUGACUGUUUCAAGUGCACUAAAAACACUGGAGCUACAGGGUCUCCCACUGAGAGAGAGGGAUUUAAUCGCCCUGACGAAGGGACUGGCAAAGACUACAUCUUUGGAGAACCUCUCCUUAGCAUAUUGCCCGAUUGGAGAUGAUGGACUAGAUCUUAUUUGCCAGUAUUUGAAGAACUCUACUACAAUCAAGACAGUAAACUUUACAGGAUGCAGUCUGACCUGGCGUGGUGCUGAAAAUUUGGCUCGAAUAGUGAAGCUGCAGGCAACGAAGAGGCAUUCUGAGGCUUGGGUGGAUAGCCUUCGGUAUAGAAGACCUGAUCUGGACUGCAUGAGUGGCUUGAGACGCAUUACACUGUGCUGCAACACUCUCAUCGGGGAUCAAGGAGCAGCCGCCUUUGCAGAGGCUCUUGGGGAAGACCUCUGGCUAAAGGCUCUCGAUUUACAGCAAUGUGGGAUCUCCGAUGAUGGUGCAAAGUCAUUGCUUAAUGCUUUAAAGUCCAACACAACCAUUGUAGUUUUGGAUGUUAGGAAGAAUCCAUUAAUAGAUCAUGUUCUUGUUCAAGCUAUUAUUGAACGAGUGCUUCAGAAUGCCAGUGAUGAUCUUAAUCCACAGUUCAGAUGGUUAAAAUCACCAACAAGGGAUGCUUCCAAGUGCAAACAGCUCAGAAGAACUAUAGUUCUAGGGAACGGACUGAAGGGGAAAGCCACUAUUCGAAUAGUAAUUUGGAGACACAAAGGAGCUGGUCCAAAGAAGCCUACAGCCAGUGAAAAAAAAAGUGAGACAUAUGUCCCCAAACCCUUGCCUCCAGGCACUGAAGGUUAUCUUCCAUGGCGCACUGCAGCACGUGCAAAUCGGUACAGAGGCUUUCCAAUGGACUUUACUUCAGGAACACCUCUGCCACUACAGUCUCAUAGUCCUGUGAAAGUGACGUUUGAGAGUGCUUCAUCCUGUGAAACAGAAGAUCAGAGUAGUUUUGGGGACUCUAUGGAACCAAGUCUUAGAGUGGAAGAGUUGUCAGAGCAAAUAAACCUAAAACAGUAUAAGCGACUGAAGGUAGAAUUGGAAGAAUGUCGACUAAGACUAAAAGAGGAACAGAGAGCAAGAGCAAAGGCAGAUGAACGGAUAAUGGAGCUUGAAGUUGAAAACACAAGGCUAAGAAACAUAAAUCUUUCCCUUUCUGAUGCACUUCAUACACGGUCUGUGACAAAUUCUAUUUUAGAAGAUGAAGGUGUUUUACAGAGUAUUGAGACAUCCUUUCAGAAAUUCCAUGCCUUUUUAGAUCUCCUUAAAGAUGCAGGCCUUGGACAAUUUGCAGUGAUGGCUGGCAUAGACCAGACAGAUUUUGGAGUCAUGGGCCAUCCCCAGUUGUCAUCUACUCUUGACAAACAUGAUAGAGGACACAAAGAGAAUACCUUGGAGAGGGAUGGGCUAAUGAAAGAACUGCAACUUUCUCAGCCUGUUCCUACAGAUGGCGCUACAUCCUUUUCAGAUGAUCAGGGCAAACAUUUUUCACAGUCUGUUUUACAGCCCCAAGAUCUACAGGCACAGCCAUCUACCAGCCUACAUACCUACAGAGAAGAAAUGGACACUAAAAUAAACACUGGUGCCAGGGAACCAAGUGAUAAUAGCAGGUCGUCCUCAUCUCAGAGAAACAACAUGUCUAACAAACACAGCAAGGGAUUUCAUAGGCCAUCUGGUAAUCAGACUGUAGCUAGUCAUCCAUCACUACCCAGUUCCAGUAUUCCUAAUCAAAAGACAAGCGAUAGUAGCAGUUCUGAUGCAUCACUUCAUGCAAGAAGCAAAAGAGCAGCAAGAGUGGAGAAAGACCUUAAAGAUGUUCAGUCCUAGAACAGCUUUCACUUUGCCUUUUAAUUUUUUUACACUGAUAACAGAUUACCAAAUGCAGUUGUUUAAGUAAUUUAAUAAUUGGAAUGCACAUUUUUCAUAAUUUUUUAAACCAGAGUCUAGCGUAAAAGUUGACCUAAGUAAUGAAUGCUACUACUUUGCGAACUGUUACAUACCUCUCAACUGUACAGAUUUGUGCAGAAUGUCCAGAACUUUGCCUGAUUUAUUUGGUCU
This is a messenger RNA of Protopterus annectens (West African lungfish), 2749 nucleotides long. RefSeq names its product centrosomal protein 78 (gene CEP78). The record is from RefSeq and is a predicted model, not a curated record. Gene Ontology annotation, molecular function: protein binding. The coding region runs from base 326 to 2518 and encodes 730 amino acids. Gene Ontology annotation, cellular component: centrosome. NCBI's taxonomy places the organism in Eukaryota, Metazoa, Chordata, Ceratodontiformes, Protopteridae. The transcript has 18 exons.